GGGGAAGGAAGGAAAAUUUUGCACAGUCGAAGCUCCAGGAGAACAGAUGGCCAGCCAUGGUUGGUUUUGGAGGGAGAGCACAUUACCUGACAUCGUGCCCAGGUGUGUUGGAUGUAUUUAGAAGAGCAGAAUUGGUUCUGGAUCUCCUGCACCCCGUACUGUCUCCCCACCUCGCCCUUCCAGGGAGGCUCUGAAGGCCUCAGUUCCCUUAGAAGCGGAUGGUUCUACACAGAGUAAGCCCAUUCAGUAAGAACUCUCCCAGGAAUGGAAGACGGAGCAGACCCACAGGAUGCCCCUGGGAAGCAGCAUUUCAGAGCGGCUAGGGGCAGUGAGCAGCUAGCACUCCAGCCAGCUGCUGGAGCAGAAGACCCUGGGUUGUGUGGAGGCUGGGAGCCCCUCUUAGGGACUGCCUCAUCCUCUGACAUGGGACUGUGAGAUGCCUUCUUUCUGGCCAGCUGCGACAGGAGCAUGAAUGGCGUAUGAAGUUCCCAGCACAGGGGUUGCCCCAUCGCCCUCCCUUGGCAAGGGUCUGCUGUGGCCUGCAUGGUUCUCCGCCUCAUUUAAGCAUGAGCUGAGUCCCGAGUUUCCUGCCUCAUCCUCGGUGGUCUGUAGGCCCCUCUGGUUACCAGUCUUUACUGGGAUAAGCAGCGUGGCUUUGUGAUGUCCAUCAUGGUGUUGGCUGGAGAGGUGCAGGUUCCGCAUUUGAGGCCGCAGGAUCCAGCAGCUGAGCACCAGGACUGGACAUCCCAGCAAUGACCAGUUCUCCCGUCUCCAGAGUUGUCUACAACGGCAAGAGGAACAGCAGCCCCCGCUCUCCCCCCAACAGCAGUGAGAUCUUCACACCGGCACAUGAGGAGAAUGUGCGCUUCAUCUACGAAGCCUGGCAGGGUGUUGAGCGAGACCUGCGCAGCCAGCUGUCCGGUGGUGAGCGGGGCCUAGUGGAGGAGUACGUGGAGAAGGUUCCCAACCCUAGCCUCAAGACCUUCAAGCCCAUCGACCUGAGCGAUCUGAAGCGCCGGAACACGCAGGAUGCCAAGAAGUCCUAGAGCGCCUGGCACCCCCCUGGCCUCCAGAGAUCAGGGCGCACUGAUGUUGGUUUCCUUUGUUCUCGUGGCUCUGCUCCUGGGAGGGGGAGGAGAGUGUGCUCCAGCGGCUGUGAUCCCCAGAGCCAGCAGGAUUGAUGGCCAAGGCCCUCCCUUUCCUCUCCAGGGUCUCAAGUUGCCCCUGUCUCUGGGGGAGCAGGGGUCUGGCCAUGUCUGCCCCUGUCCUUUUCCCCUGGUCAGCUGCAUCUUGGGUAGCACCUGGCCUUGCCUAUCCAGCCCUCUCUACGGUUACCUGCCAUGCCUCACCCCUCUCUUUCCUGGCCACCUAAGGUCGGGAGGGAGAAAAGGGGACCUCUGUUUCUUUGGCCGUUGGACUUGAAAUGACCAGAAAGUAGGACAUGUGCAGUUCCACCUGCAUCCAGUGUGGUUCCCCGUGGAGACUCACUGGUCUUCUGGCCUGGACAUUUGGGGAGCUCCCCCUUCCUGUCCCCACGUCCCUAGUGUCCAUCCUGACCCUUCCUUGCCUCAGUUUCAGAGUAAUCCACUCUGAGCCCGGGACAGUGCUGGCUCUAUGAAGGCAAGCAGGCCUGCUCUCCUGGCACCCAGAGCCCUGUGGCCACAGCAGUGCCCUUGGACAGGGCACUAAGGCUGACCCUGAAGGAUUGGUGCUGCCAGGCCUGUCCUGGCUUUCUGGGGUGUGCUGGGAGGAUCACCAAGGCCCUCUUUCUUGCGCCCUUUUAAAUCCAAGUGUCUGUGCAGCUUUGGAGACGGAGGGUGUGUGAAUAAAGGUGGGUGGCGCUGGAAGUUGCUUCCUAGCAGUCUGUCAGGCCCCGAGUCCCUCACAGCCAGCUGCGCAGGGCUGGAGACCCUGCCCUAUGAGCCCUGCAGGUCUGUGAGCCCCUGAGCCCAGAGCAGUUUGGUGACUAAUAAAGCCAGAUCCUCUUGAUAGACAACUGCAUUCCUCCUGUGGAGCUUGGAAGCCGUUAGAACUCUUAGCCACCUUGUACUCCUUGCUGGAGCAGUCUGUGGACUCUGAGGAGUGUUGGCUCUGUGACUGUCCAGGGCUGCUGGGUCCAGGAGAGACCUGGCUGCAUUUGACCUUCAGUCAUGGAAACAGCCCUGGAAUGCUCCUGCUUCUGAGAAGAUGCCAAGAUGGAAUUUAUUUCAGGAACAUGCUUUCCCAGAAGAGUAUUCCGGGGCUCAAGUGGCCCCCACAGGCAUCUCCUGGGUAUGGGCAAGUCUCCCCAGGGAGGUGCAGGCAAGACAAGGCAGUGAGAAAAAGCUCCUCUAGGUGCCAAGCCCCCCCCCCACCCCACCCCCGUUACUUGGCAUUAUUAGUUCCCCUGGGGCCUGUUAGGCUAUUUGAAGAAGCUCAGUGUCCUAGGCUGCUGGUUACCUAAUCAGCUUCCCAUUGUCAGGGCUGGAACGGGGGAACGGGUGUGACAGCUCAGGGGAUUCCAGGACAAGGUGUCCACUAGAGGACCCAAGUGAGGUCCAUCCCUGAGGACAUUCUGCCUCCUGGUGUUGAUUUCAUCCCAGCUGUGUGAGAACACACCCAGGGGCCAAGGGGCUUCCUGGCCUUUCUGGAGGAGUAACGCGCUUAGGCUGUGGGGGCUGGUGCCACACACGACCUUCAGCACCGUCAUCACGUCCCAGCCUCUUACAGUGGCUGGUGUUUGUCCCCUGUGCAGUUCCAGAGUGCCUGCUGCCACUGGCAAUCUCUCGGGUGUUCACUUGACAAAGUUAGCCCCAGACAGUGAGCUCAGGGCCCUACAGCACUUGGGCGCCCCUGCUGUGUAUCAGGCCUGUCCAGUAUCUUCCUUAGGUAGGUUUGGUUUGGUUUUGUUUUUUGAGACAAGGUUUCUUGGUAUAGCCCUGGGUGUCC
Molecule: messenger RNA, 2928 nt
Organism: Psammomys obesus (fat sand rat)
Lineage: Eukaryota; Metazoa; Chordata; Mammalia; Rodentia; Muridae
Gene: Mcrip1
Product: MAPK regulated corepressor interacting protein 1
Exons: 5
Coding region: 753-1046 (97 amino acids)
Source: RefSeq, a predicted model, not a curated record